Molecule: messenger RNA, 1985 nt
Organism: Phascolarctos cinereus (koala)
Lineage: Eukaryota; Metazoa; Chordata; Mammalia; Diprotodontia; Phascolarctidae
Gene: MAZ
Product: MYC associated zinc finger protein
Biological process (GO): regulation of transcription by RNA polymerase II
Cellular component (GO): nucleus
Molecular function (GO): DNA-binding transcription factor activity, RNA polymerase II-specific
Source: RefSeq, a predicted model, not a curated record
AACGAUUGUUCUCUUGCAGUGAGGAGAGUGGUGUGCCAUUGAGGGGGGUCGGGGGGCUGACCCCACAACCCCGGGCUUCUUGCCACCACCACCUGGCUUUUGCUGGCUUGCCUAUCCCUUCUUCCGGAGCAUAUUGCCCUUUUGGCCAAUUUUGAGGCAAUUUAUGGGGCCAUAUCCCCCCAAGGGGAUCUGACCUUUCCCCCCAAUUAAGGGGACGGGCACUUUCAUGAGGAUUACUCUCUUUUUUCCAGUUUUAUUGUUUAUAUGACACUUUUAAUCCAGGGAGCUCAAGAACCUGUUUUAAGGGGUCGUUACCCCAAGUACUCUUUCCCUCUCUUUCUAACACCCUACUGGCUGGAGGCCAUGUUUCCUGUUUUCCCUUGCACCCUCCUGGCCCCCCCAUUCCCUGUACUGGGAUUGGAUUCCAGGGGGGUUGGCAAUCUAAUGAACUCUUUUCCCCCACCUCAGGGUCACGCCCAGAAUCCCCUGCAGGUUGGGGCUGAGCUUCAGUCCCGGUUCUUUGCAUCCCAGGGCUGCAACCAGAGUCCAUUCCAGGCUGCCCCAGCCCCCCCACCGACUCCUCAGGCCCCAUCCGCUGAGCCCCUCCAGGUUGACCUCCUCCCUGUCCUCGCUGCAGCCCAGGAAUCUGCUGCUGCUGUGGCGGCAGCAGCCGCAGCAGCGGCUGCAGCCGCUGCUGCCCCCCCAGCCACUGCCACAGCUUCCACAGUGGACACAGCAGCCCUGAAACAACCCCCUGCACCACCUCCACCACCCCCUCCAACCUCUGCACCAGCUCCUGAAGCUGCACCUCCAGCUACAAUUGCUGCUGCUACUGCCACAGCUGCUGCUGCCCCAACCUCCACAGCUGUUGUAGCUCCUGUAGCUACUGCUCUGGAGAAGAAAUCAAAGAGCAAAGGGCCAUAUAUCUGUGCCCUCUGUGCCAAGGAGUUUAAGAACGGCUAUAAUCUUCGACGGCAUGAAGCCAUCCAUACGGGUGCCAAGGCUGGGCGGGCUGGCCCAGGUGCUAUGAGGAUGCCCACCAUGGUGCCCCUGAGCCUCCUAAGUGUGCCAGCAACACUGGGCGGAGCUGGCGGGGGUUGGGGUGAAGGGGGUGCUGGGGGUUGGGGGGCUGGAGUUGGUGGAGGCGGCGUGGUGACCACCACAGCCUCUGGGAAGCGGAUCCGGAAGAACCAUGCAUGUGAGAUGUGCGGAAAGGCCUUCCGUGAUGUCUACCACCUGAACCGGCACAAGCUGUCACACUCUGAUGAGAAGCCGUACCAGUGCCCUGUCUGUCAGCAGCGCUUCAAGCGCAAGGACCGCAUGAGCUACCAUGUGCGCUCACAUGACGGCGCUGUGCACAAGCCCUACAACUGCUCCCACUGUGGCAAGAGCUUUUCCCGGCCAGACCACCUCAACAGCCACGUCAGACAGGUGCACUCAACAGAACGGCCCUUCAAAUGUGCGACAUGUGAAGCAGCAUUUGCUACCAAGGACCGACUUCGAGCACAUACGGUGCGGCAUGAAGAGAAGGUGCCAUGCCACGUAUGUGGCAAGAUGCUGAGCGCAGCCUACAUCUCUGACCACAUGAAGGUGCACAGCCAGGGGCCUCAUCACGUCUGCGAGCUCUGCAACAAAGGUACAGGUGAGGUUUGUCCUAUGGCAGCAGCAGCAUCAGCGGCGGCAGCGGCGGCGGCGGCAGCAGCAGCAGUUGCAGCAGCUACCCCCACAGCUGUGGGCUCCCUUUCUGGGGCAGAGGGUGUCCCUGUGAGCUCUCAGCCACUUCCCUCUCAGCCCUGGUGAGCCCUGAGGUGGGGGUUGGGGUGUAGAGGAGAGGCCUCAGUCCCCUUUCUCCUCUCCCACCCCCUUCCCACCAACUCAGUUCCUUCUCCCACCAACAAAGGAGCCACCAGAAGGAAGGAGUUAAGAAAUGUUUUCUUAGGGGAAUUCACUAGAUUUUAAACAUUUGUUUCUCUUCUAUCUCCCCU